ACCACCAAAUGGCUCGCCAAUACUUGAGUGCACCCACCACCACCCACCAGGGCAGCAUCGUGAGCUGUCAGAAAUUGGCUGCUGCUCUCUUGAUCUGUGAAAAGCCGAGAGCCUGGAAAAGACUUUCGACUCGCAGCAGCUGGGCUGGCUGCAUUUCGUGUUAUUCCGCCAAAGUGUAAAGUCUUCGUGGCUCAGAGCCCAAGCGUAGCAAAAAAUUCAAAAAGCUACUAAUCAAAAAAAAAAAAAGGAAAAAGAAAUUCACAAAUUUGUUGCGAAAAUGCUUUAGAUCAAAAGCAAAUAGGAAAAUCAAAAGGAACGCAAACCCAAUUGGACAUUAAUCAAAAUGAAUCGUCUGCUGCUGCAGUGUCUGGUGGCCACCAUUCUGGUGUACAAAGUGAGUUCCGUGCCGACCAGCACAACUGGCACCAGUGUGCAGACCACCACAGAGAUACCCCAGCAGGACGACGAUGACGAUGAUUGGGAUGAGGACGAUGACUCGCUGGAAUCCGACGAUGACGGCAGGGUGUACAAGAAUCCACGCAACUCCCCAUCCACCGAGUGUCCCAGGGAUGAGGAGCAGGCCACGCUGCUGGGCCAGAAGUGCUUGAGAAAAUGCUCCUCGGACGAGGACUGCAAGAGCAAGAAGAAGAAGUGCCUGUGCGACGGCGUCUGCGGCAAUUCGUGCAUCAAGCCCGAUCGCGAGUGCCCCGAGCUGGCUCAACCCACGCUGGGUCAGGUCACCGUGGCUGGACGGCACUUUGGUGCUCGUGCCUCCUAUGCCUGUCCCCAUGGCUAUCAUGUGGUGGGCCUGCAGAGUCGUCUGUGCCAGGCCGAUGGCAACUGGGCGGGCGCGGAGCCAGCCUGCAAGCAGAACAUCUACUGCCUGAAGCCGCAGCAGAUCGAGCAUGCCAGAAACUCGGCGCUGCCCGAGCAGGAGACAUUCGACCUGGACUCGACGGUGCAGUACCACUGCCACACGGGCUAUGUGACCAAUGGCUUUCCGCGGGCCAAGUGUCUGGCCAUAGACAACCAGGCCAGCUGGUACGGACCCGAUAUACAGUGUGAACCACGCUCGUGUGGCCAGCCACCGGAUCCGGCGUAUGGCUGGCAUGCCGGCGAAUGCUAUACGUACGGCUGCAAGAUCACCUACAACUGUGGCACCGGCUACGAGCUGGUGGGCAAGCACGAGCGCUACUGCCAGUCGGAUGGCUCGUGGACGCCCAAGGAGCUGCCGACGUGUGUCUUGGUGACCUCUGUGGUGUGCCCCACGCCGGAGAAUCCCAAGAAUGGCAAGGCCACCUACACCACGCUGGCGUACAAUUCGGUGGUCAGCUACGAGUGCCGCUACGGCUACACCCUGGUCGGCGAGAGCUCCAGCCGCUGCGGCGCCGAUCGCAAGUGGAGCGGCACCCUGCCCACCUGCAAGGAGAUCAAUUGCGGACAUCCCGGCGUCCUGUACAACGGCUGGAUCGAGAACAUUGAGGCGGGCACUGGCCUCGGCGCCAGCAUCAUCUUCCGCUGCCAGCCCGAGAUGAUGAUCAAUGGCUUGGGCUCGAGCGUCUGCCAGAUCGAUGGACGCUGGCGCAACGCCCUGCCCGAGUGUUUGGCUCCCUGCGUGGUGCCCACCAUAUCCCAGGGCUAUGUCAUUCCCAUCGAAAUAACCGUAGACGAGAACGGAACGACAAUUGUGACGCCCAACGUGACCACAACCACCCAGUCGCCCGCCCAAAGCCUGGGCGUGGGUGUGGAGAAGGUCAAGCACGGCACGGCGCUGGAGGUGAUGUGCGAUGAGAACUACGAGUUUCCCGUCUCGCUGCUGAGUCCGCCGACCUGCAACAAUGGCACGUGGAGCAUCAUACCGCGCUGCAUACCGGCCCGCUGCAAGAGCAUGCCGCGUCCACCCAAGCACGGCAUGGUGAUGGCGCCCAAAACGGAGCACGGCAUGAAGGCGCGGUUCAAGUGCAAGGAUGGCUUCAAGCUGGUCAGUCCCGAGGGCAAGGAUGUCACCGAUCCGCACGACUAUGUGCUCACCUGUUCCUUUGGCAAUUGGACGGGUGAGACGCCCAAAUGUGAUGAGGUCUUCUGCUCGUUUCCCGGCUACAUACCCAACGGCAAGGUGCUGCUGGUGGGCAACAUGGGCCUCUACGACUACCGGCCGUACGUCAAGAAGAUUGUCAACAACAAGCAGAUCAUGUACGACUGCGACAAGGGAUAUGUGCUCGAGGUUGGUCCGCCGGGUGCCACCUGCGUGGCUGGUAAAUGGCGUCCCCUGGAUCUGCCGCAGUGUCUGCUGGGCCAGCAUCCGCGGCUCCGCUGGAAUCGCCGGCGACGUCGCUCGCUGCAGCUGCGUCAACUGAGAUCCGUCUAUCUGCUGCAACGCCAGCGACAGCUGCAACGCGAACUGGCGGAACACCAGAGCCAGAGCCACAUGGAGGGAACUUCAGCACAUCGUGUAAAGCGCAGCCCCAAUCCAAAUCCCAAAGCACAUGCAAAUGCCCAUCCGCAUCCCACGGACCUGGAUCUGGCCUAUUCCAAAUACUAUCAAACGAUCAAGGAGCGCUAUCAGCGCUAUGUGCGCAAAAUGCUCGGCCACAAUAGGAUCUAUCAGCGGCUGCACGCGCACGAUGGACUCUGGUACAACAGUCAGAACACUCCCAACACUCCCAACAGUCAGAACAGUCCCAACAGCCCGGAGAUGGUCAUGAUGCGCGGCAAGACGACGCACAAGUGGCACAGUGGCCCUCACGAGGCCGAGGACUUUGAGCAUCGAAACGAUUAUCGUACGGGCGGAGUGGUGCCGCUGCCCAACAUCAAUCAGAGCUCGCGUAGCCACACCCAGUCCAUGGAUCUGAGCUCCAAUGAGGCACCGCUGGCCAAUGGGUCACCGCCACGGAUGGCGGCGCGGCAGCUCCGCCCCAACACGACACUCUCCUUCAUCGAGCAGCUCAAGUCACAGAUCGUGGGACGGCGUCGAAAGCGCAGCACGGCCAGUGGCACGGGCUCAGCGGGCUCCGGUUCGUCCGCCACGCUGCCCGACGCCGAUGUGGACACCAGUGACGGCGGCGAGGCUGGCAAGGGUGCGGGCGGUAAGCGUAUUCGCGGACCCUGCGAGGAUCUUGACUGGGAUUCGUUUGCCAACAUCACGACGGUGCGGCCGGGCAAGGUGCCGGGCCGGAAUUCCGUGGGCAUAAUGCUGCAGCUGGAGUGCAAUGCGGGCUUCAAGCUGAACAUCAAGGGGGGCGAGAAUGCGACGGCCCGCUGCAUACGCGGCAUCUGGAAGCCGGAGACGCCCAGGUGCAUGUCGGCACCGUGCCUGGUGCCGGCCGUGGAGCACGGCCAGUACUACAAGGUGGAGCCGCACACGAAGCAGCUGAGCGACAAGCCAUCGCUGACGCCGCUGUCCACCUACGAGGAGAUCCAGUCCAAUGAGUUCGUGACGCUCGAGUGCGAGGAUGGCUUCAACAUACAGGGCUUGGCCCAGCUGCGCUGUGCUCACGGCUCCUGGUCGGUGGCUGCGUUCUCCGAGUGCACCUCCGUGCCCUGCACACUGCCCAACAUUCCGGGCGUCAUCUACGAUGGCGGUUACCGUGCCGGCCUCACCAUCGGCCAUGGCGGCACGGUGAGCGUGCGGUGUGAGCUCUCCACCAAUGCCAAUCCCAUUGAGAUGUCCUGCCACAAGGGCGUCCUCACGCCACCCAGCAUACCCUGCGAGUCUGGCAUGCGCCGCUCCCGCGAGGAGCUCGAGCAUGCAACGCCCACGCCAGCGCAUCCCAAGCUGGAGCACAACGAGCUGGACAACGAUCACGACCAUCACGACAACAACACGGACCACGACGACGAUGACCUGAAGAUGUGUGGCCCGCCGAUGCUAACCGAUGGCGCCCUGGUCUACAAGAAUACGGACAUGCAUGCGGACAUCGAUGGGGUCUACGAGAGCGGCACAGAGAUCUUCUUCAAUUGCAUACCAAAUGCGGCUGGCGAUCGGCAGACAUGGCGCAUCAUCUGCGACAACGGACUGUGGAUAGGCCGAUCCUACAACUGCGAGAACGGCACGUGCGUGUUCAAGAACAAUGAGGCGAAUGUGGUCAGUUUCUAUAAUGAUUUGGAGAUACGUGAAGAUGUCGUGGACUUUCCCCCGGGAGCCACCAUCAUCUCCAGGUGUGUCGACAUUGGCAAGUUCUCGAUGACCGGCAGCCACGAGCGCACCUGCAUCCAUUCGGAGUGGACAAACACAAAGCCCGUGUGCGCAGGCCUCAAUCAGGAAAACGAUUAUGCGAUGGAGAAGGCGCCCACCAUUCUGUUCCGCCACCAGAACGGACCCAUUGCCCAGAGCAACGAUGGCAAACUGAUUGUCUAUCCGGGCACCACGCUGCACAUGGAGUGCCUGUGGAUGCGACGCUUCGGCAAUCCCAAGUGGAAUGUCAGUCACGUGCACAAAAACUACACGGAGGGCUGGGUGACAGAGGCAGAUGCGGGUCGCGACUCGUCGCUGGAGUAUCGUCUGAGUAUACUGGAUGCCGGGCACGAUGACACUGGAUUCUACUCGUGCAUGACACCGGCGCGGCACGAGCACGCCGUGGAGGUGGUGGUGAAGGCGAUCAACUGCCCGGAGAUACCGAUACGAAGGGGCCUGAUCGUGAACACGAACGACACGAAGCUGAGCACACGCGUGCUGUUGUCCUGUUCGAAUGGCAACUCGUUGAUUGGCGCAUCGGAGCUGUUUUGCUUGCCGAGUGGCAAUUGGAGCGCACCGUUGCCGGUUUGCGAGAGCGUCGAGUGCGGAGAUAUACCGCUGCCGAACAAUGUGAGCUCGCCGCGCGUCUCCGUGCUGUCGCGGGAGGUGGGCGGACGUGCGGCGUUCUCGUGCUCGUCGGGUUAUGGGUUGCGCGGCCCCUCGGAGGCCAUCUGUAACCCGACGGGCGAAUGGUCGUCGCCAUUCCCCACAUGUGUUGAGGUGCAGUGCGAUAAUCCCGGUGCGCCGCAAAACGGUUACGCCCAGGGCUCGGCACCUUAUCGUGCCGGCGAUGUGGUCCAAUUCAAUUGCAACCCGGAGUACAUGAUGCAAGGUCAGCCAAUAAUUGCGUGUCAGGAUAACGGCCGCUGGUCGGGCGGUCUCCCCAAGUGCGUGCAGGCCUGUUCGUAUCCGGGCACCGUCAUCAGCGGACGCAUGUCCUCUGUCAAGUUCUACUACGCCAUCGGCGAGAGCAUCACCUUCACCUGUGACGCCGGCCUCGAGCUGCGCGGCUCCAAGGUGCUCAAGUGCAUGAAGAACGGCAAGUGGUCGAGCGCCAUACCCACGUGCGUCACCAAUGACGCACCGCCGCCCGGCACUGUUGGCUCCAACAAGCAUGUGUCCAACACCAUGGGUUGAGCGUGGGAAUUGGAUUAUCGUUCUCCGUUCUGCACCACAACGAAGCAGCCGUCAAGAAGGUGAAGCAGUCGUCAAGCAGAUGAAGCAGUCGUCAAGCAGGUGAAGCAGUCGUCAAGCAUGUGAAGCAGCGGAGAAGAGCGCUGCCGUUUAGUAAGUUAUCGAGUUAAAUCAAAGUGAUACUAAUACAUAUGUACUAACUAUAACUAACUAAUGCACAUUCAAGGCUCACAGUCUCACGCGUAUACUAAACUAAACCAACUUACUAAACUAAUACACUGACAUUCUUGCGAUUUCAAAUUUAAUUGUAAUUGGUAAUUGCCUAACAGUCAUCAUUUUACUAUUAAUAAAUGUUCGUCGAAUAAACAGUUCUACACGAGUGGUGCUCGGGUUUUAAAUUAAA
Messenger RNA from Drosophila obscura, 5771 nucleotides. RefSeq names its product protein lev-9 (gene Hasp). Bases 344 to 5371 code for a protein of 1675 amino acids. Gene Ontology annotation, molecular function: peptidase inhibitor activity. The record is from RefSeq and is a predicted model, not a curated record. Gene Ontology annotation, cellular component: extracellular region. NCBI's taxonomy places the organism in Eukaryota, Metazoa, Arthropoda, Insecta, Diptera, Drosophilidae. The transcript has 16 exons.